AAAAAUAUGGUUAGCUACUUUGGCGAAGUUGUACAUCCUAGCUCGAGGGCUUUUUGGAAUGACGAUGACGACGAUGAAGCUUUUCAUUGUCACGAAGACAAUUUAGGCUUCAGUAUAAAUUGGACUAAUGAGGAGCCAGUCACUAUCAAAAAAUUUAUCCUAAUAGAGGGUCAAAUAGUAGCAGAAUUUACUCUAUCGUGUGUGCUAAAAGAUGCUGAUAUUGUGGGUAACAUAGAAAAUAAAUCUGAAAAACCUGUAGCAAAAAUAUAUAAGAUUGAUGAUGUUUAUAUUUGCGUCAUUGAUAGUAAUUCAGAUUUAACUGAAGCAGGAGAAUUAACUAAAACGCUUUCACAUUUGUUAUCAAAAAUAGAGAAAUUAUAUGCAAUCACAGCGGAUCACUUAUCCAACUUAAAAUCUACAGAAGAAAUUGAUUCAGAAUCCACUUUGAAAUUAUUGUGUUCAUCAAAAGCAGCUAAAGAAAAUAAUUUUAAAGAUUGCAUUUUGAAUCAACCUAACAUUGUUACUGGUUUGAGUGCUGGAGUGUUGACUUAUGCGGAUAUACAAGAUAUUUUUUGCAUUAUAUACAUACUUUACACUGAUACAUUUGAUUUGGAUUCAAAAAAUGCAUCACCAUUAACUAAAUUAUUUUCUACACUUAUGGAAAAACCUAUUCCACAGUUCAAAACUUCAGGACCUUGUUUUUUCAAUAAAGGAAACUUAUAUAUGUAAACAAUGUACUGGUUUUUUAAUAUUAAAAUAUAAAUUGUAACAUAGAUCUAAGUUUUUUUGAAGUCAGCACAGAUUUUCAAGGGGACAUUAUUUUAUCUAAAUAAAAUUAACCUUAAAUUUUACUGAUCUUUAUGCAACACUAAUAUCAGUAAUUCUAAGGAAUCCAACUGAA
Trichogramma pretiosum is the source of this 901-nucleotide messenger RNA. RefSeq names its product proteasome assembly chaperone 1 (gene PSMG1). The coding region runs from base 7 to 729 and encodes 240 amino acids. Gene Ontology annotation, molecular function: proteasome binding. The transcript is spliced from 5 exons. The record is from RefSeq and is a predicted model, not a curated record. Gene Ontology annotation, cellular component: endoplasmic reticulum. Gene Ontology annotation, biological process: proteasome core complex assembly. NCBI's taxonomy places the organism in Eukaryota, Metazoa, Arthropoda, Insecta, Hymenoptera, Trichogrammatidae.